Molecule: messenger RNA, 1314 nt
Organism: Prosopis cineraria
Lineage: Eukaryota; Viridiplantae; Streptophyta; Magnoliopsida; Fabales; Fabaceae
Exons: 2
Coding region: 242-943 (233 amino acids)
Source: RefSeq, a predicted model, not a curated record
AUUUGCUUUGCAUAGUUUGAAAAAUUAAAUAUCAUAUAUAAUUUUAAUUUGUUCGUAAUAGCUUAGUUCCUUUUCUCGCUUACAAAGACUCAGUUUUCCCGGUUGACAACGUUUGCUACAAUAGCUUUUUUCUUUUUUGACUGAUACAAUUGUUCUCUCUCUAAACAUUAUUAUUUUCGUUUGAAAAAUAGCUUUUCUCUAAUUGAAUCCUUGAUAUUCAGUUUGUACAGUUGACGGAUUGAUGCUGAAGCUGCUUCAUAACAAGCUCAAAAUAAAUCGAGCUAAGGAUCUCAUGAUGCAGCUACAGAAUCUAGUGGAUCAUAUUUCCGAGGAUAUAAACAGAAUUGAGAACCAGCUGCGUCCUCGUCUUCAGCGCACGAUGUCAGCAUCGUCCGUGUAUCCAGAAAGCUUUCUCUUGCUACCAUCGGCUGCAAACUUAGGCAUAACGGAAUCCAUUUAUUUCUCCCAUAUUUCUUCCCCUGGGGAUUCCUUCAUGGACUGUGACUCUUCCUUGGAGUUCUCAAAUGUCAACAACGUAGUUGACACCAGGAAUAACGGGGGUUUUGUCAAUGAACAAUGGGUUCAGCCAGGUUUGGUAUAUCCAGCAAUGCCAGAGUCUGAUCGUGCGAGUGAGGCCUUUCAAAACAUUUUGCCAGAAAAGGGGAACCUUCUGCGCUCUGUUAUAGAUGCAGGUGCUGUGCUUCAGAUGCUUCCCGUUGCAGGGCCGCUUCCUUUGUGGCGUCACCCACCUCCACAAGGAUCACAACCUAUUAAUUUUGCUCCACCUCUUACCAUCAAAGAUCUUGAUGUUGCAGAUAUGGGGGAUUGUGCUGAUCUCCAAGGUGAUUCUUUUUCAGAUUCUAUGCUGAAUUUUGCAGGGGUUCCCUCUGAUCCAUGGAUCCACGAUCAAGUCCCUGGAAGCAAGCGGCAUAGGCUUUACUAAUUUCGCUGAUAUUUGCUUCUCGUCUUAGCUUGAGUGUUACAACCAGCAUUUGGGAUCAUGGUUAAGAUGCUAGAAUGCAAUCUUUUGUCCUGGUGUUUAGGGAUCACUUUUUCAUUGGAAUCUACUUAAUUGGUGGAGCUAGACUUACUUUUCUUUAGUUCUUUACACACACGCACGCACACAAGUUGAGACUUUUUAGUAUUGGCCAUCUCGAAGUUCAUGGACAAUAAUAAUAGUACGAAGUUACUUUACGUUAAACUUAUAGGAGGCGUGUCGAUAGUUAAUAUGUUUUUCUUUCCCAAUUACUUUUGGAGCAUUUGAUAAUCUUCUGAAAUAUAUUGACGAGGCUUGUGGUCAUAUAUUUAUUUAUU